UCCCUCCCGAUGCUAGCACCGUCGGGCUUGGCUGUGGGAGCGUAAUGGCGGUGCACCGGGGACCCUCUACGAAAUGGCUCUUCUCCCGGGAGCGGCUCGAAAACACACCGUCUCGACGCUGCGGAAUAGAGGCUGACAGGGAGCUUUCUUACCGGCAGCAGGCCGCCAACUUAAUCCAAGAUAUAGGCCAGAGACUCAACGUCUCUCAACUGAUUAUCAACACCGCUAUAGUAUAUAUGCACAGGUUUUAUAUGAUUCACUCCUUCACCAAAUUCCAUAGAAAUAUAAUUUCCCAGACUACGCUGUUCCUGGCAGCUAAAGUCGAGGAACAGCCCAGGAAGCUGGAGCAUGUCAUUAAAAUAGCCCAUGCCUGCGUUAACCCACAAGAGCCUGCCCUAGACACUAAGAGCAACGCAUUCCAGCAGCAGGCACAAGAGCUCGUAGCACUGGAAACAAUAGUGCUGCAAACGCUGGGUUUUGAAAUAACAGUUGAUCAUCCACACACAGAUGUUGUGAGGUGUUCCCAGCUAGUGCGAGCAAGCAAGGAUUUGGCACAGACUUCCUAUUUCAUGGCUACCAACAGUUUGCACCUCACCACCUUCUGCCUGCAGUACAGGCCAACAGUCGUCGCAUGUGUCUGCAUUCACUUGGCCUGUAAGUGGUCCAACUGGGAGAUCCCUGUGUCUACAGAUGGCAAGCACUGGUGGGAGUACGUGGACCGCACCGUAACGUUACAGCUGCUGGAUGAACUCACACACGAGUUCCUUCAAAUCCUGGAGAAGACGCCCAGCAGGCUGAAGAGGAUACGAAACUGGAGGGCCAUUCAAGCAGCUAAGAAGCCAAAGACGGAGGUCUCAACAGUGGAUAGUGCCUUCCAGGGGACGUCCUUAGAUGGCCUUCCUGGUGUCACCAACUCUUUUUUCCCCUCCACCUCUUCAUCAGACUCUACAGACAUGUCCUCCCUUAACAGCAUCGCAGUCCCCUUCGCCUCCUACCAGCCACUGAGUGACCAGUCAAAGUCCUGCGGCUACGAUCAGUUCUCCGAGCCUCACCCUUCAGACUUCUCACUGGUGAAACACGAACACAAAGCUGCAGGCGGCUCUAGCAGUAAACACCAGCAGCUCGGUACAAACGCAGCAGCUUUUUCGCGGCCGCAGAAAGUCUUGACUCUGGAAAAGUACAGGGAGAAACAUGCGGCGGAGCUGGCCUUGCAGAACGGUAUAAAGGAGGAGGCGAGCACAGACAUGUAUGCGCCCCCUCCAGCUCUCUCCUCCCACCACCACAAGAAACGCUCUCAGCCACAGCAGAGCAGCCAGUCAGGCGACGGCAGGAGAGAAAAGUCCAGCUCGAAAAAGGCCCGGCUGCCUCCUUCUUACACCGAGAACGGCUCCGCCACGAGCGAGGAGCUCAAGAUGAGAAUCAAAGUUUCGUCGGAGCGUCACGGAGGCUCAGAGCAGGGCGGGACUCUGCCUGGGAAAGACAAGCACAAAGAGCACAGCAGCCACCGCCACUCAAAACACGGCCACUCGCACGCUUAUUCCCUCAGCGGAAACAGCAGAGGGACAAUAGACCACCCUCCUUCCUUAUCCCUACGAGCUCCCAGCGGCCACUGCAACGACGUGAGCUCCUCCGGCUCGUCCCGUAAGAGGCCUCACUCUGACGCUGGAAACCACAACCACCACCACCACUCAUCCAAGAGCAGGAGCUCCAAAGGAGGCCUCAGCUCGUCCCACUACUCGUCCGAGAGCGGCCAGAGGAUCAUGGAGCACCACGGCCACGACGGAACCAACGGCCUGCUGACCUCCAACGGCCAACACACUGACUACAAAGACACUUUUGACAUGCUGGACUCUUUACUAAGUGCCCAAGGAAUGAACUUGUAAUCCCCGGAGAGUCCACAGUGUUGUUUAGAAUAAGGUAUUACCAUGUUUAAUAGAAUUUUAAAAAAUGAAUUUAUUUGUCUUAAGUUAUCUGGAUUCUGCAUCGCCCUCAGUCGUGUCUACACACUGAUCAUUGAUGAUUCUCGUUAAGCUGUCAAAAAUGUAAAAUUAUGCAUAGAGCUGUGUACUACUAGCUUGCAACAAAAAAAAACAACCUAUGAGAAGAAUUAUGAAUGCGGCUGGAAAAAUGGGAUUUUAAAAGUUCUUUUAACGCGAGCUGACAUGAUUUUAACGUGCAUGUUUUCAGUCACAAAAGGGAAGACGGAGCUAGUUCGCAGCCAUCGCGACAGUUUACAGACAGUACAUGUUUUUUCUUUUUUUUUUUUUUUUCCUUUUUUGUAUGUUAAGACAUUUUGUUCCACUAAAAAUCUCAGGUCUCGAACUUUUUUGAUAUAAAGGAAUCUUCCUCUGUUUGGGUUUAUUACAUGUAUCUGUGGAGAUGUAUCACCUCGUCCAUUUGCUGACGAAGAGGGCAGACCUUCGGCAUCUGUCUUGGCAAACAUGGUCUGCUUAUAUUUCAAUGAGUGCAUCAAUAGUUUCAAAAAAAACAAUACGAAUGUGAGGCCGACUCCAUUUGCUGUCUAUUGGGACUUCCAAGGCUGCACCUGAACUCAAUGUGCAGACUCAUAGAGCUACAAAUGAAGUUUACGUUACAUCUGCUGUGAAAGUGCAUUUAAGAUAUAUCGGCUAAAAUUGCAAAAAGGCCUUGUGAUUGUACUUUGUCAAUCGCUAUUCAGUAUGAUAAAUGUUAUUAACUAUCAGAAAAUACAGAUCUUUAAAAUAAGAUUGUGUAUAUAGGACUGUAGUUCAGAUUUAAAACUGUUGGUUUAUUGCAUCAGUCCAAACCUACAUUCAGUGUAUCAUGAGAUCUAAAGCAGACUGUAUUGAUGAACAUCCUCGAUUUGUGUAUUGGGAGCCCAAAUAAAGGCAUAAAAGUGAUUUUCUUUUUUGUCCUUCAACACAUCACAGCGAGUGUCAAUGUGAAACAAGAAACACUGAUUUUUGUGAGUACAUUAGGUUGGGGAAGGCAAAUGUUUUUUGUUUUUUUUAAAAGGGCUUUAAACCACAACCCAUGGUGUUCUUCUGUGAGAUAAUAAUGAAGAAGAAUAAAAAAACAA
Molecule: messenger RNA, 3058 nt
Organism: Chelmon rostratus (copperband butterflyfish)
Lineage: Eukaryota; Metazoa; Chordata; Actinopteri; Chaetodontiformes; Chaetodontidae
Product: cyclin-T2-like
Exons: 9
Coding region: 45-1883 (612 amino acids)
Biological process (GO): positive regulation of DNA-templated transcription, elongation; regulation of transcription by RNA polymerase II
Cellular component (GO): cyclin/CDK positive transcription elongation factor complex; nucleus
Molecular function (GO): cyclin-dependent protein serine/threonine kinase activator activity
Source: RefSeq, a predicted model, not a curated record